Messenger RNA from Seminavis robusta, 4152 nucleotides. NCBI's taxonomy places the organism in Eukaryota, Bacillariophyta, Bacillariophyceae, Naviculales, Naviculaceae. The record is from the annotation of a GenBank genome assembly.
AUGUCCACCGAAAGGAGCGUGCAAGGAGUAUCUUCCCUGCUUUCCAAAAAGACGGGAACCAAACAGGCACAACGAAAAUGCCAAGAACCAACUAACAACAACGAGGCAACAAUGUUUGUCACCAUUUUGGAAGCCUUGGCAUUUCAUGCAGCCAAGACCCCUGAGAGGAUUGUUUUCACGUGGGUGGAUAUCAACUGCAAAGAGCAGAGAAAGAUGACAUGUCAGCAGCUAGAAGAUGAGGCCAAUGCUGUGGCUGCUCGGCUCCUGAAGUUGGGGUGCCAAAAAGGAGAUCGUGUCAUGGUUGCUUAUCCAUUUGGACUAGAGUUCUUGGCUGGAAUGUUUGGGGCCAUGAAGAUUGGAGUCAUCCCCUGCUCCAUCUACCCACCCAAUCCUAAUCAGCUCAAAACUGACAUGCCCAAAUUCCGUGGAUUUGUGGAGGAUGCUGGAGCCAAGUUCGCUCUGACUACUAACGCCUUUGCCACAGCCAUGACUGCUGCUGGAGUCUUUUACAAGACUGGAGUCAAGUGGAUUGGCACAGACAAGUUGCCAAUUAAGAAACAAAAGCAUGGUAAGCCAAAAGGCUAUGAAACAUUUGUGGGCCACCCAGAUGAUAUCUGCUUUAUCCAGUACACAUCUGGGAGCACUGGCCGGCCCAAAGGAGUCAUGAUCAGCCACCGGAAUCUUGUAGAGAACUGCAGGGCCAUUGGUAACAUGUCAUAUGUAAACUCUUCCAAUGCGAGCUCCACGGUGGCAGCAUUAUGGGUACCCCAAUACCAUGACAUGGGACUUGUAGCUGGCUUUAUGACUUCCUUGUAUCAGGGUGUCCAUCUUGUUAUGGCAUCUCCUCUAGACUUUGUUGUCAGGCCUCUGCUUUGGUGUGACAUGGUAGAGACCUACCAGGCCAACCUGACCUGUGGCCCCAACUUUGCCUAUGCCUUGCUCCUCAAGCGUUUGAGACAGGCAAAUAGAAGCGCUGAUUGGAGUUGUGUGAGGCGUGCCAUGUUUGGUGGCGAGCCUGCUCAGAGCCAUGUGGUAAAAGAACUCGCAAACACAGUGAAGAUGAGGCCUGAACAUGUCUACAACAUCUACGGCCUUGCCGAAUCUGUAGUAUACCUAACAGGUGGACCUGGCUACCCUGAUGCUGAGGACCUCGUCGCUUGUGGUGAGGUGGACUCUCAAACCCUCAAGCUCCGGAUUGUUGAGGAUGGAAAGGAGGUGGAAGAUGGUAUGGUUGGGAGUAUCUGGGCCCAGUCGCCUCGAGUUACUGCUGGCUACUAUGGCCAGAAAGAGCUAACAGCCUCCACAUUUGGCAAUGUACUUUCCAAUUAUGAGGGUACCUGGCUUGACACUGGUGAUUUGGGCAAGAUUGUGGAUGGACAACUUUAUGUCACUGGAAGACUCAAAGAUGUGAUCAUUAUCAAUGGCAAGAACUACUACCCAACUGAUGUUGAGCUUGCCAUUGAUGAAUCUUUUGGUGACGUUAUCCGACCUGGGAGGACCACGGCCUUCCAACAUGGAGAUGACGGUGUUGGAAUCACAGCUGAGGCUCGUAAGGACUUUGACAAGGCAGCAAAUGAUGACUUAACUGUCAAGAUAUCCAAUCAUGUUGCUCAAAUACAUGGACUGACUGUACGUGAGGUGCUCAUUCUCAAAGUUGGUGUGACCCCCAAGACCACAUCUGGAAAGCUCAAGAGAUCCUUGGUCCGGCAAACUACUCUUUCUGGUGACUGGAAGGCCAAUUGUGUGCUUCUUCAAUACAACCUUUCUACAGCUUCACCACAUGCUCCAGGUGGAGAGAGCUUCGCUGUUGCAACUGAAAGCCUGGCGUUCAUGAAUCCAGACACUCAGGAUAACACUGUCAACCAACCCACAGAGGAAACAGGUGAAAUUGCCAGACUUGGCGAUGACUUUUCCAAAAGAUGGAGCACAGUAUUAUCAUCUGUCCUUGGGCCAGAUGUUGAUGCAUCCAAGACUUGGAUGGAGAAUGGGAUAACCUCUCUCAAGAGUGCAGAACUCAGAAACAAAGUAGAGGAAGAGUUGCAUGUGUCACUCCCUUCCAAUUUCGAGCAGCUGUACCCUACUCCAUCAGAACUUGCCAACUAUCUGAUGGCAUCAGAGGCACAAGGCUUCCCCAAGCAUGCUGUUGGUAGCAAAGAGUACGAAUGGAAUACAUCAAGAUCCAAAAUCUCCAAACCUGUACUUGGUGUCCUGCAGGCACUGGGGUCAGUCACAAUUAUUCUGUUGCUGUUGGUUUCAGCUGCUCCAUCCUACUUCUUGACUUCCUGGGCUAUGGAGCAGUGUGACUCAACUGGAGAGGGAGAAUGUCAUGGCCCAAUCUUCUGGCUUGUGCUGCCUCUGGUCUUCCCUCUUUUCCUCCUAUCGUUCUCUCUUGUUGUGGUGUUCUCUAAGUUGGCCGUCAUUGGCAAGUAUCGACCCCAGCAGUUUGACCUCUUGUCAAAGGACUACUUGCGAUGGUGGUUUGUAGACAGGCUUUUGGAAAUCUGGGAGUCAUUUGUCGGGCCAUUCAUUGUGGAAACAAAGUACAUUUGGAUCUUUACUGGCUCCUUGGGGCAGACCUGCCAUGGACUGCCAAGAUUGAGUCCUUCAUCCGUGAAUGUGAUUUGGCCAAUUAUUGUUGGCAAGAACAGCCAUGUAUCUGGCAUGGUCAGCCCAGGUUCUGUUGUUGGUGAUGGGAGCAAGGUAGAAAAACUGUCUGCUGUGGAAGAGGGUGCAGAACUACCACCUGGAAUCCUUGCCAAAGGCAUCCCAGCACACAACUCUGGGACCUACAAGCAUGCGAAACCAUCCUGGCAGGAGGAUGUGUUUUUGGAUGCAUUCAAGAUAGCCUGGACCAUCAUUGAAGUGUACCAUUUCUUUGCGCUUUCUUACCUGGUUCAUUCCUUCCUCAAUGUCAUUUUGCCUUCUUGGCGUUAUGCAACCAUUCUGCAUUGGCUUGUGCUCUUCCCAGCCACAUCCUUCCUUGCUCUCGUCCCUAGCAUUGCUUUCAAAUGGUUGCUCAUUGGGAAACGAGAUCCAUCGGAUGAGUAUGAGGGUUCACUAUGGCGCAAAGCAACCAACUGGGCGUGUGACUUCCAUUUCCGUAUUGCUUCUUGGUCUCAGACUCCAUUCUUUGGCCAGACAAAGCUCUGGCAUAUCAUCCUGUUCCUCCAUGGCCUAGAUGUUGACAUGGCAUCUUGCAUCAGCAACCCAUACCGAAUCUUCUUUCCCUCCAAGGUUGAUUUUGUCAAGAUUCGCAAGUCCUUUGUGGCCACUAGCACUGUUGACCUGGACCAGAAGGCCGACUCCAAGAUGGAGAUCAUCAACAGCAGUGUUGGCUACAAUUCCAACCUCCAUACAGGAGUCAAGAUCAUCAGAUCCAAAAUUCCUCCCAGGUCUGAUGUAAGGGACAACAUCACUGAGUUGAACCAAGCAGGAAAAUCAUGGCAACCCAGUCUGAUCAUGGACAUGAUCCUUCCAGAAUUCCUGCAGCUGCUACUGAAUGUUGUCAUUUUUGCCAGCCUUAUCCCUGCCUAUGAGGUUGGUGUUGCCGUAUUGGCUAGCCCCUCCUCUACCAUCAGGGCUGUUGGAUUGGCUGCGGCCUUUGUCCUCCAGCUGUUUGUUUGGAUUCUUUUGACCAAGGCUGUUGAAGUGGUGAUGCUGAAUCUACCAAGACCUUUGCAGCAAAGCUUUUGUGGAGUAUACAUCAACCAUAUUUGGCAGUUUGGAGUAGGAAACUGGCUGGUCUUUCUUCUCUACGGCACACCCAUGUUCGCCUACUAUGCUCGCAUGAUGGGUGCUACGGUGCAAGGAGAGCUCUGGUUCUUUGGCAACUCCCUCUAUGAGUACAGCAAGCUUCACUUUGAGGGCAACACCAUUGUGGAUGAUUCGCACGUGAGUGGACACUUUAUUGAUGCCAACGGGCUCACCCUUGAAGACACCCAAGUGACUGGGGUGUUGCAUCCAGGUUGCUAUGCCUCUGCUGGAUCUGUGGUUCCUGCUUCAGAGCAUGGUCCCUGGAAGCUCUUCUUUAGAAGUGCUGUUGAAGUGCCAUGUUAUGAUGAAGAAGAUAAAAGCAGCAAGGAUGAAGAAGAGACAGGCAGCUGCAAGCAAGACUCUUCGGCCUCAUUUGAGCAUCUCGAUUUUACUGUCUAG